AUGGAAAACUACACAUUCAACAGCUUGACACUGCAGCUGGAGGGGCUGAAUAUCUCCAAGGACUCUGUUUACCCCGUCUUUAUUAUCAUCUUUUUCUCCUACAUUUUUAUCAUGGUUGCAAAUGGAGGCAUUGCAUUUCUGGUUUUUAUUGACGAGAGCCUUCACCAGUCAAUGUAUCUCCUGUUUUGCAACCUGAUAUUCAACGACAUCCUUGGAAAUUCGAUCAUGGUGCCUCGUUUGCUGUCAGAUCUCUUGCGGCCUCCGUCCGAACGUCUCAUCAGUUAUUUUGAGUGUGUAGUUCAAGCUUUCAUUACACACAUGUUCAAUACCACCAGUCUCACUGUGCUCAUGAUUAUGGCCUUUGACAGAUAUGUGGCCAUCUGUGAUCCUCUGCGCUAUGCUGCCAUAAUGACCAACAAAAUGGUGAUCAAGCUGACAGUUUCUGCCUGGGGAGUGGCCUUGGUUCUGGUCGGGAUUCUUGUCGGUCUGACCAUACGGCUGAACCGAUGCAGGACGAUGAUCAUGAAUCCUUACUGUGACAAUGCCUCUCUGUUUAAACUCUCCUGUGACAGUGUGUUUAUUAAUAAUGUGUACGGCCUCACCUUCACUGCCUUCUUGCUCACCUCUUCUGUAAGCACCACGGUUCUCACUUAUACUAAGAUUGCAGUCAUCUGUCUGAGCAGUAAGAACAAGUCUUUGAACAGUAAAGCCUUGAAGACCUGCAGCACUCAUCUGGUUGUGUACUUGAUCAUGGUUACCAGUGGUAUGGUUGUCAUUUCUCUGCAUCGACUCCCUCAGUACACCCACAUCAGGAAAUUAGCCUCCAUUCUGUUUCAUGUCAUCCCCGGCAUCCUCAACCCUGUUAUUUACGGAGUGCAGUCUGCAGAAAUCUAA
Acanthopagrus latus (yellowfin seabream) is the source of this 894-nucleotide messenger RNA. Its product is annotated as olfactory receptor 52K1-like. Gene Ontology annotation, molecular function: G protein-coupled receptor activity; olfactory receptor activity. The transcript is spliced from 2 exons. Gene Ontology annotation, biological process: G protein-coupled receptor signaling pathway. Lineage: Eukaryota; Metazoa; Chordata; Actinopteri; Spariformes; Sparidae. The record is from RefSeq and is a predicted model, not a curated record. Gene Ontology annotation, cellular component: membrane. Bases 1 to 894 code for a protein of 297 amino acids.